AUGGCCCGCCUGUACCCCACAGACGCUUUCGAGUGCAACCCAGACAGUCAGCACGCCGCCGAACUCAAAACGCUCAAACUCCUCGCAAGCAACUUACCGAACGACUACGCGGUGUUCCACAGCCAGCACUGGUCCAACGCGGGUGCCAAGUUCACCCAAUUCGGUGAAAUCGAUUUCAUCAUCGUGAAUCAAUCCGGCCAGGUACUGGCCAUUGAGCAGAAAAACGGUGCACUGCAGGAAACCGAGGACGGACUGGUCAAGCACUACGGCCAAAAGCGCAAAUCGGUCAAUACGCAAAUCCAACGCAACAUCGGCGGCAUCAUGUCGAAGUUCUCGACCCAACACGGCAACGAUGCCAAGCUCGAUAUUGAUUACCUGAUCUACUGUCCUGACCACAGAGUAGUAUCGAUAAACGGCGCAGGCGUCGACAUGUGCCGUACGGUCGACCACGCGAGCCGCGAAAAUCUGACUGAUAGAAUCACGCAGUUGCUUACCCCCGGGUCCGACGAAGACACCGGCAUGCGUGAUCGCGUAUUGCAGUUCUUUUCUCAUACUCUGCACAUCGCGCCGGACGUUGGCGCAUUCGUCGACGCCCAGCAUCAAACCUAUACUCGUAUGUUAGAAGGCUUGAGUGAGGUCAUAGACCAUCUCGACUUUUCACCUUUUCGACUGCGCGUUGUGGGUACCGCCGGUUGUGGCAAGACCCAACUGACGCUACAACAAUCCAGCCGCCUUGUUGAACAAGGGCGUCGCGUGCUGCAAUUGUGCUUUAACCGCCCACUAGCGGACAAAAUGCGACGGUUGGCACCAGCGGGCGUAGAGGUCGACACAUACUAUGGCUUCUGCAAAUCGACACUGGAAUCACUUGGGACCAAAGUCAGCGAUCCAACAUCUGACGACCCGGACUACUGGCGGCGUAUCCAGGAACAACUGAUGACGCAGUUGAUUCCCGAUGAUGCCCUGUACGACGCCCUGAUCGUCGACGAAGGGCAAGACUUUCUGCAGGAAUGGUGGGACAUACUCGAGCUCUUUUUGAAACCGAACGCUACCGUAUUGUGGCUGGAAGACCCGCUGCAGAACCUGCGCAAGAAUCCACCAGUCGAGUUGCCAGGCUUCGUUGCCUACCGGGAAAAAUGUAACUUCCGCACACCAGCAACCAUCGCUCCAUUCAUCAAGUCUGUCCUCGGUGUGGAUUUCAACCAGAAGAACCAACUCCCAGGCCUGGGUGUUCGCACAGAGGCGCUCAAAGACAGUGCACACCUUGUUAAAGCAGUGGCACACCGGAUCAAUGAGCUGGUUAAAAUGGGGUUCAACCAAUCACAGAUCGCUAUCGUUUCCUGCCGCGGCAUACAAUCAUCCGCACUAGCUGAAGCUACCAAAGUGGGGCCUUACGCCCUCAAACGCUUCACAGGCGAAUACUGUAACGGCGAACAAAUAUACACGGACGGAGACAUCACCUUUGAGAGCAUCUACAGAUUCAAAGGCCAGCAGGCGCCCGCUGUGAUUCUGGUAGACCUCGAUGCGCGUCUCGAUCAAUCAGAAGUCAGGCGCCACAUUCUGUAUUGCGGCAUGACCCGCGCAACGGUGCGCCUGGAAUUGCUGUACACAGAAGAUUGCCCAUGGGCAGUCAAUCAUCCAGAGCUCAUCACAAACUCGGCCAACACAGAAGCAUCCUUCGAAGUCGGUCACGAGGUGGGCGACAUUGCUGUGCAGUUGUACGGAGAGGGCCGCGGCACCUACAUCAAGUAUGAACAAGGCAUGCCAGCCGCGGUGGCACAGACCCAGGCGUUGAUGCAGACAGGACCUGACGAGCCAAUAUUUGAAGCCACAUUCGAGUACGCAGGUGUACUGGUGCGCGUCGACGUGCUUUUGCCCGACGGCAAGGGUUGGAAAAUAGUUGAGGUCAAGUCGUCCACCAAAAUCAAAGACGAACACUACUGGGACUGCGCCAUUCAAGCGUGGGUCUUCCAACAACUAGGCUACUCCCUGACUUCAAUUGCACUGGCACACAUCAACAACCAGUACGUCUACAACGGCCAGCAGGACUACCGCGGCCUGUUGCAAGAAACAGACCUAAGCAUGGAAGUCGCAGAGCUUGUACCACAGGUGCCAGACCUGAUCGCCAAAGCCCAAGACACGCUGAAAGCCAAAGAACCCGAAAUAGGCGUCGGCCAACAUUGCACCAAGCCCUACGAUUGUCCGUUUCUAAAUCAUUGCUGGCCUUCCGACACACGCUAUCCCAUACGAGGCUUGGGUGGCAGCAAGAAAACCCUCAGCAAACUUGUAAACGACGGCAUUUGCGACAUCACCGAAAUACCAACAGACAAACUCACCAACGCCAAACACCAGCGUAUUCACAGAAUCACGUUAACAGGCGAGCCAGAACUGCUGCCCUGUGCUGCGGAAUUCGUGGCCAAUCUCGACUACCCGCGCUAUUACCUGGACUUCGAAACCAUCGGCCCUGCGGUACCGAUCUGGGCAGGCACCCGCCCCUACCAAGCUCUACCCAUUCAAUGGUCCUGCCACAUCGAACAAGCACCCGGUGAAAUGCGCCACGCAGAAUUUCUGGAUUUGUCCGGCGAACCACCGAUGCGCGCGCUGGCCGAAGCGAUGAUUCAUACACUUGGCACUAAGGGUCCCAUAUUGAUGUACACCAGCUACGAACAACGGGUGAUCUUAGGAUUGGCCGAUGCACAUCCCGACCUAGCCGAUCCGCUAAACGCUUUGGUUGGGCGACUGGUGGACCUGGCUCCGGUGGCACGCGACAACUACUACCACCCCGACAUGAUGGGCUCCUGGUCGAUCAAAGCGGUCCUACCUACCAUCGAUGCGGAAAUGGAUUACGCGAAGCUUGAAGGCAUCAAUCAGGGACAGGCUGCAUCAGCAGGAUUCAUCGAAGCGAUCGACGUCAACACACCAACACAACGGGUCGAAGAGUUGAAAACAGAAUUAUUGAAAUAUUGCCGAUUCGACACUGAAGCGAUGGUUCGCCUCGUUGAGCAUUUCGGACAGGCUUCGUAA
This is a messenger RNA of Symbiodinium pilosum, 3021 nucleotides long. Lineage: Eukaryota; Dinophyceae; Suessiales; Symbiodiniaceae. The record is from the annotation of a GenBank genome assembly.